Molecule: messenger RNA, 1800 nt
Organism: Aspergillus tanneri
Lineage: Eukaryota; Fungi; Ascomycota; Eurotiomycetes; Eurotiales; Aspergillaceae
Product: putative C2H2 finger domain protein
Exons: 2
Coding region: 1-1800 (599 amino acids)
Source: RefSeq, a predicted model, not a curated record
AUGGCCAAUGAAUCUGAUCACUAUUGGUUUGGUGGCUACCUGCCCCCUGAUCCCUAUUACAAUGCUCAGGAAUAUAAAAGCCCAACGACUUCGAUUUCCCAAGGAUAUCCUUCACCUUACUUUCAAUCACAGCCUCACUUCAUUCAAUACAACUCCCCGUACGCUCCGCCUCACAAUUUCGUGAGCCCGAGCAGCAUCAUGCGAAAUCCUCCAGUAGCAUCAGAUCUUCCAUCUCAGGUACAGAGUCACCUAACAACCUCUUCUGUGCUGCCUCCGAAACCUUCAGCGACAUUGCAAACCGGCCAAUCUCAAAACCCCAUUCGGAUCGGUUCAAACACCUCAAAAACUAUUCCCGCACCGAUUCAAAGACUCGAUGAUACCCACGAUUCCAAAAGACGUUGCAUAGAGACUCAAGCGCCAGUACAGCAGAGCAUGUUACCCGCGUCUGGAAACUCUUCAGUCCUCAAUUUUACACCACAAGGCGUCUCCAAGCAAUUUCCCAUAGAAGCAGGUGUAUCGCGUCUUGGAAAUCGGCCAUUGAACAGUUUCACCCUUCGAGAUACCUUAGAUAAGGGAUAUCUUGAAAACCGCUUGGAUAUCGCAAGUCUUAUAGAGGAAUCAAAUGCUGCAGAGAAAUUCACCUAUAACCCAAAGACGAUUGCGAGGGAUGUGUUAAUCGCGGCAGGGCGCCACCCGACCGAAAAGGCACUUAACCAUCAUCUGUUCCGUCUGCGCAACGUUUUCCCACACCUCGAUAUUUCCUCUGACUUGGAAACCUUUCGCUGGGAUUUGGUAGAUCAAGCUUCAGAUCCGAAAGCACGUGACUCUGUCCAAACACGCGCGUUUGCGUCGGGGUUCAGGGCGGCGGUCCCGUCAUCUCCUGCUCCUUUACCAUACCUGCCUGUCAACAACUCCACGCCACGGCAACAGCCACUGAGCGUGCCUGUGACUCCGGAGCCGCAGCAAAUUCAACAGCAAUCUACGCCAACACAACAGCCACUUCUAGUUCCACCACCGCAGCCCCAACUACAACCCCAUCCGCAGUCUCAACCGCCGUCUCAAUCGAAGCCCCAGUCGCAGCCUCAAUUGCAACCUCAAUCGCAACCUCAAACGCAACCUCAAACGCAACCUCAACCGCAGCGGAAAGUAGCGACCCCAAGGGUACAAAUACCAUCAAUGAAAAUGUUGGGGAAAAGGCCGCCUGGAAGACCACCUGGACGGCCUCCUGCAAAUUCAAAGGUUGAGGUGGCCAUCUCUGCGCCGCCUAUUUCCUAUCCAGUUUACACAUGUUAUUGGAAAGAUUGCCAGGCCGAGCUGCACAACCUCGAUAUGCUCAAGAAGCACAUUUACAAGGUUCAUGUUUCUUUCAACAUUACAUGUUUGUGGAAAGACUGCUCGUUGUCGGAGAAUAUGCCCGCUGCAAGUCUUUACAAACACGUUAAGAAAGAACAUGUCGAGCCUAUCGCAUGGAAAUUGGGCGAUGGACCAAGAGUGCCUGAACCGGGAGGCGGUAGUACCAGCCAAUGUCCAUGCUUCGCGACCCUUUCGGAGUCCAAACAACCCCAGAGCGAAGAUUCGCUUAUCUUUCCAGCCAGUUACAGCUCGAUUCGCGCAUUCAAUCGGGUCCAUGGAAACCACACCCAAUAUGAGAAAGCGCGGGAAAUCUUGAAAGCAGUACAGAGGCUCAAGGAACAGAUUGGUGUUGGUUUGGAUCCGGGUGGAUGUCAACUGGCCACGCCGGCACGCAAUGAGAGAAUAAGUCGGCAGAAGGACGUCUAUGAGGUGAUAUCCGAGUCCUAG